CAGAUCAGCUGAAGUAGAUGCUCAGUGUCUGUCUGUCUUACUGUCUGUGUGUCUGUCUGUCUGUGUGUGUGUGUGACUGACUGUCUGACUGAGUGAAUUUCUCUGUAAACCAAGAAGAGAGAGGAGUGAAAUCAGUGUUUCCAGCAUGAGAAGACAAAGACAUUGACUAAAACAAACGGACAAAUGAUGAAGUGAAAACCCCGACUACGACUCGUCAUGGCGAUCAGGGAGCUCAAAGUUUGUCUCUUAGGGGACACUGGAGUGGGCAAAUCCAGCAUCGUUUGCCGCUUCGUUCAGGAUCGUUUUGACCACAACAUUAGCCCCACAAUAGGGGCGUCAUUCCUGACUAAGACGGUACCAUGUGGUAACGAACUCCACAAAUUUCUCAUCUGGGACACAGCAGGACAGGAGCGGUUUCACUCAUUAGCUCCCAUGUACUACAGAGGAUCAGCUGCUGCUGUCAUUGUCUAUGACAUAACUAAACUGGACUCUUUCCAGACACUGAAGAAGUGGGUGAAGGAGCUGAAGGAGCACGGCCCAGAGGACAUUGUUGUAGCCAUAGCGGGAAACAAAAAUGAUUUAGGAGACAUCAGGGAAGUUCCAAUGAAGGAAGCGAAGGAGUUUGCUGAAUCAAUCGCGGCUAUUUUCAUCGAGACGAGUGCCAGACAUGCCGUCAACAUCGAGGAGCUCUUUCAGAAAAUCAGUAAACAAAUCCCGCCGCUGGAAAACCCCGAGGUGGACAGCAACGAGUCUUUUCAGCUCAGCCGGCAGCCAGCCUCGUCGUCCAGGAGAUGCUGCUAGUCUCGAGAAGACUCCCCUCACCAGCACUAAGUCCACAUGCACACACUGUCGUGCUCCAGGCUGAGACGACACAGUGGACGGACAGACGUCAGCUUGCACAUAUGUAUUUGGUCACCUGCGGCAUGAAGCAGUAUUAUAGAGCUCAGUGGUGGCAGAUGGAGGAGUGGUAAAGUUUGGAAGCAGGAAGUUUUGAGUUUGUCUCCCUCUGGUGGUAUUUAGCCUGAAUUACAUUAAGAUUUCUGUGUAGGUGGUUUCAUAAAACCCAUUAAAAAAUCAAUACACUUGAAUCCUGCCGUUUAUGCUAUAGUAACUGAACUUGAGCUCCAAUUAUUAUAGUGUUGAUACAUUUUUUAAUAUUAGUUAUUUUGAUCUUUUCAAACGAGAGGCUGAUGGGAUCAUGCUGUGCAGCUUAAACGCAGAAGAUGUGUUUUCAUCAUGUGUUGAAAGCACUGCUUCAGAUUAACUGCCCCGCCCCCCGCACCCCGCCCUGUUGAAACACUGUGACCAAUACAAGAAUUGUUUACAUGGUUAUUGUUGCACAAAGAUGUGCUGAAAUGUACUGUCUGAGAUUUCACUACAGGGAAUGACUGUAGACAACUGCCAAUCACAACAAGUAUUUUUUAUCUGGACAAGGAAGUUACGUUAUGAAGUGAGCAGGCUUGCAUGUAUUUUACUUGUCUCUACAGUGGUGUAUUACAUAAUAACCAAACUUAAAAAGAAAAUGUAGAAGUAGUGUCCUUUAAAAGAAAAUGUUACCGUGACAACAGAAAAGUCAUCGAAAACUUCUGGCAUAUAAUGUGGAUUCAUAUUCCCGGGAACAGACCUCCACCAGGGCUCAAAACACAUCCUGCAGCCUGAAAUGUUUACAUUUGGAUUCACUGGAUCCAUCUGUGUGUUAAAGCUGUUACCAUCUUACAUUAACAUGACACAAUUCAAAGUGAUCUGUUUAGAUGUCGCUGAGAUAUACACGACUGAAGCAUACACAAGCCAAAUUUCAUCUAACAAGUAUAAGUGCCUUUGUUGUGUUUUUUUAAAGACGUGUGUAUUACAUUAUUACAUUACAUUACAUGGCUAAAAAAGUGCAUACUGCUAGAAUCGUGCAUGUCUAACUAGUCUAACUGUACAUAUAGCAGUUUGCUGCAGUGAUCCUGUUACACACUGUAUGCCUUAGUCAUGCGCCCCUGCAUUGUCUGUAGACCCAUUUAACUUCUGUAUAUUCAUCAAUGUAAUAAACUUGUACAUCUA
Molecule: messenger RNA, 2046 nt
Organism: Solea solea (common sole)
Lineage: Eukaryota; Metazoa; Chordata; Actinopteri; Pleuronectiformes; Soleidae
Gene: rab31
Product: RAB31, member RAS oncogene family
Exons: 7
Coding region: 217-801 (194 amino acids)
Molecular function (GO): GTPase activity; GTP binding
Source: RefSeq, a predicted model, not a curated record